AUGUCCAUAUCGCGCCAACGCCCCGGAUCAGCCUGCGAGGAAUGUCGCCGUCGCAAAGUCCGUUGCGAUCGACGACGUCCGCAGUGUCAGGUUUGUUUCGAGACGGGGAUUGAAUGUAAGAUCAAUGCGACGAGAUUACCUCGAGGGCCGCGAAAGGGACAGCUGCGGACGUUGCGGACGAGAAUAGCCGCCCUCGAACGCUGCCUGGCCGAUCGCCAAAUGCCCUUUGACGAAGAAGUCUUGCCCCGGGGGAUCGUGUCUGAUUUGAUGCGAGCUGACCUAGACCAACUAUACUUCGACCGCGUUCACCCCUUCGCUCCCAUCCUCCACCGAUGGCGAUACCUCAUAUGGGCGAAAUCACCUCCCACAGAGGCCCAGUCUGGUCUACAAUCCGCUAUGUGGACGCUCGCUGCGGCGCUGUCCGCUCAGUUCCAGUCCCUACGCGAUGCUCUAUACGCCGAGACGCGACAGAUGCUAGACGCAUUGGAUCUGCAGCCGCAGACGGCGGUGCUGGAACAGGCUCAGGCGUGGGUGCUCGUCUGUCUGUAUGAGUAUAUGUAUCUGUCGCCGCAGCAGGCAUGGAUGAGUGCUGGACGAUGUGGAAGGUUGGUUCUGGCGAUGCGUUUGUACGAGCUGGAUGAUCCUUCUCAUUCGUUGGAAGUGGAUUGGACGGGGAAGGAGGAGCAGAGAAGGACAUUUUGGAUGGCGUAUACCCUGGAUCGGUUGAUUAGUUUUCAUAAUGGGCUGCCGUUUACCUUGCAUGAACAGUUGAUAAGCACGCGUCUCCCCUCCCCCGAGGAUGACUUCCAAGUCGGUCAACCGGUGGCAUCCCCGUUCCUGGGCGAGGUAAUAGGGCGAGGGGAUUCUCCUGGGUCAUUUGGCGAGUGCAUCCUUCUCGCAACUCUCUGCGGACGAGCACUUUCCCAUCGCCAGAAAGUUACCGACGAACCAAUACAUGAACUGCACGGCGAAGACACUUGGACGCGCCAUCAAUGGCUGCACGAGAUGCUGCGGCAUCGCAUCCAGGCGUUGGCGAGCUGUACACCAGUGGACUCGAUGCUAGUUUUUGCACGACUAGUGGCGCAGACAAUGGUCUUGUAUCUGCACAACGUGCUAGAAUCAACAACCUGGAAAACAAGCGAGCACCUGCUAGGAAUGAUCGAGUACGAACGACUGUGUAUCCUGGCGGCGCACGAGGUAGUCCAUCUAGUGCAGAUACAGGGACAGCUUGGAUAUUUCAAGGUUCAUCCACUCACUCCAAUCCCCCUGACGAUGUGUACCGAGUUCUUCACGGCCCAUGGAUAUCUGGACUGUGCGUUUGACGGCAUGUUACGCGAGCUGGUGGAGUGUCUGCAGGAUCUGGAACGAGUCCGACAUGUACUGGCUGAACUGCCUGUUUACUAUCAUCUUGCAGCACAGUCCCUUCCCCAGUUAAACGACAUCCCUGGAUAUCAGCAGUUGGUCCAGCUGCACGAGCGGUUCCGCAGUGGAGAUCUCGCUGAGCAGACGUUUCCCCCACCGUAUAUCCAGCUGGCGCCGCUGUUGAUGUUGACGCAUUUCACGCAGUAUGCGCAGUACAAAAGGUGGACGAAGACCGAGCCAGUUGAAAAUGUUGGGUUCUGUAUUGGAUUGUUGAGUGCUGUUGUCGCCUCGCUUGACGAGGAGUAUGUCGCCGUUGCGGUGCGACUGGCGAUGAUUUUGGGGGCGUUGGGAGACGCGCAGCAGAUGAACGAGGAGUAUACCUCGUUAGCAACGUCCACCAUCACGGUAUACUACGAUAUCAACCGCAUCACAAUCACUACUCCGCGUCGCCAUCUGUCUCCCCUUCAGAACGCCCUGGAAUCCGUCGGAUGCACCUGCACACCUGUCGACUUCAAUGGACGAUACCACUGGCCGGGACAUCGUGAUACAGUUCAGACCCUGAUAUCCCUCUGCGACGCCGUCGCUGCGCUACAACUACCCGACGCAUCGCACCUAAUCCAACCCACGCGGACAAACAAGGGAGAUAUAGUACAGACAUCCGGACCUCUGCAUCAUCUCGUCAUACAGUCGAUCCUGGCUGAGCCCUGCCACUGGUAUGAUACGUUCUCGGCCGUGCAUACCACCCAUCUGUGCACAGGAAAAGUCAUCGAGUUCGGACCUGAACGCUGCGUCCCACCAAGUUUUUUUCGAACACUGCGCAAUCGAAUAAUCCACUUCGCAGAUCUCAACCUGGACGCGUUAUCCCGUCUCUCCCCCCUUCAUUCCACUCCCCGUGUAUACGACGACGACAUCGCAAUAGUCGGCAUGUCCUGUCGAGUGGCAGGAGCGGACUCGCUCGAAGAAUUCUGGCACCUCCUCUGCAGCGGCCAAUCUCAACACAAACCCCUUCCUCACGAGAGAUAUAUCAAUUUCGAAACCCCCUGGCGUCCCGAUGCGGUGCAGAAAAAGUGGUACGGAAAUUUCAUCCGCGACAUCGACGCAUUCGACCAUCGAUUUUUCAAAAAGGUCCCGCGCGAAGCGAUGUCGCUUGAUCCGCAGCAACGAUUAAUUCUGCAAGUUGCAUAUCAAGCCCUCGAACAAUCGGGAUACUUCCAGAGUGCAGAGCUAGAGCCAGAGAAGAAAGUAGGCUGCUACAUUGCCUCCUGCACGGUGGACUACGAAAAUAACGUGAACUGUCAUCCUGCUUCUGCGUACGCAGCGACAGGGCUCCUGAGGAGUUUCAUGGCUGGAAAAUUGAGUCACUACUUCGGAUGGAGGGGACCUGCGUUCUGUAUUGAUAGUGCAUGUAGUGGAUCGGCGGUGGCGUUGCAUCAUGCCUGUCAGGCUGUGAUACGAGGUGAGUGCCGAAUGGCGUUGGUGGGAGGUGCGAAUGCGAUUAUGAGUCCCCUAGCGUAUGAUAAUCUGGCGGGGGCGUCGUUUGUCAGUCCGACGGGGCCGUGUAAGCCGUUCGAUGAGACGGCAGAUGGUUAUUGUCGUGGGGAGGGGUUCGCUGCGAUUGUUAUCAAGAGGAUGAGAGAUGCUAUGGCGGCUGGGGAUGUGGUUCUGGGGACGAUUGCCGCGACGGCCGUCGAGCAGAACGAUAACUGUACGCCGAUUGUGGUGCCGGAUGCGACGUCGCUGGCGGGCUUGUUUGAUAAAGUGAUGCGCAAGGCGAGGCUAAGUCCCAGGGAUAUCUCUGUCGUUGAGGCUCAUGGAACCGGUACACAGGCAGGUGAUCCAGCGGAAUACAGCAGUGUGAAACAGACAUUAGGCAGCGCGCACAGAAAGGAGAAGUCGCUGGCCCUCGGAUCUGUCAAGGGACUGGUCGGUCAUACAGAGGGCGUAUCCGGAUUGAUUGCGCUCGUCAAGGUGGUGUUGAUGAUCAAUAAAGGCUGGAUUCCACCACAGCCGAACUUUCACUCGCUGAAUCCGCUCAUCCAGGCGGACGAGGGAAUUGAAAUCGUGACUGCGUUGAAGCCUUGGACGGUCCCUUACCGAGCAGCUCUGAUAAAUAAUUACGGUGCUUCGGGGUCUAAUGCAUCUAUGGUUCUGACACAAGCACCGCUGGCAGAAGAAAACGGCAAGGAUAUCAAAGGUAUGGACACAGCUAUCCAGCCUGUCCGAUUCUGCGCGCUAGACGAGCAUCGCAUUCGGGACUACGCUGGACGACUCGUCGAGUAUAUUCACUCGAACGAGAUCUCCCUAGGCCAGGUGGCAUUCCAUCUCUCGCGACAGUCGAAUCCAAUGCUUGAUCGACAUGCAGUAUUCGCAUGUCUCACGCUGAACGAACUAGAAAACCGAUUGACAACUAUAAUCUCCGGUGACGAGACGUGUCUAGUACGGAAGAAGCCUGCCCGGCCGGUGAUUCUCUGUUUUGGAGGCCAGAUAUCCACAUCUAUCGGAUUAGACCGGUCUAUUUACGACAUACCUCUGUACCGACGACAUCUCGACGAGUGCGAUGCUAUCGUUCAGUCUCUCGGAUAUGAUAGUCUCUACCCGGGGAUAUUCCAACAUACAACUGCAGACCCCGUGCAGUUGCAGACGCAACUAUUCUCACUGCAGUAUGCAUGCGCAAGAUCAUGGAUGGACUCCGGACUGCCUGUGACAGCAGUGGUAGGUCACAGUUUCGGCGAAUUAACUGCGCUAUGCAUAUCAGGGGCGCUGAGUCUAAGCGAAGCCAUGAGAAUGGUAGCACAUCGUGCGGUCCUGAUCAGAGGUAAAUGGGACGACGAUCCCGGGGGAAUGCUGGCGGUCGAGGGAAGUGAAGAAGAAAUCAACCGGAUUAUUCAGGAUGAAGAUGUCUCCAUAGCCUGUUACAACGCAGCACGAAGUUUCACACUCGCGGGUCCAUCACUAGCAAUUGACCGAGUACAGCAGCGUUUAUCCGGACAUCGGGUCAAGCGAUUGAACGUAACCCACGCAUUUCACUGUCGUCUGGUCGACGGUCUGCUUCCAUCCUUAGCAGAGCUAUCCUCGGGAUUAGCCCUGCAGCAACCGAGUAUCCAUCUCGAAUGCGCGACGCAGCAUUCCUCGAGCAUGACGAAUACCUUCGUGGCGGACCAUCUACGAGGUCCAGUAUACUUCCACCAGGCAGUGCAACGUCUCAGUCAGAGAUACGGAGACUGCGUAUGGCUCGAAGCAGGAUCCAAUUCCAGCGUGGCAGUUAUGGCCAGUAAAGCUGUCGAUACAGCUACAGGACACUACUUCGAAAGCGUCAACAUCACUCAUUCCCAGGCCAUGAAUUCCCUAGCAGAUACAACUAUCCGACUAUGGAAAGAAGGCAUCUCCGUCCGAUACUGGGGCCAUCAUCCACAAACAGUACGCUAUCCACCAUUAUUCCUCCCACCAUAUCAGUUCGAGAAAUCACGACACUGGAUGGAGAAUAAAAAACUUCCUUCUGUCCCUAUCCCUCAAGAACAAGAGGAAGUAUACGCCUUCCUGGGAUAUCAAGACGAGGUAGCGAAAUUCCGCAUCAACACGUCUCAUCCUAGAUACCUAGGUCCAAUAAGCGGACAUUUUGCAGCCGACACAGCACCGCUAGCUCCAGCGUCAGUUCUACUAGACUUGGUCAUCGAAGCACUACAUAGUCUCCCAGAGGGAACGGGGAAAAUACCGGUAGUUGAAGACGUGACCAGCGAGACGCCAUUAUGUCUGGAUCCAUCGCGCGAAGUCUGGAUAGAACUACACCCAGACAAGCAGAAAGAAACAUGGACGAUUCACUACCUCAGCGAGGACCUGGCAAAAGGUAUCAAAACCCGUCUACUGCACUGCUCCGCCAGAAUAACACUCCACACCCCCAAUGAUGCAAUCUAUGUCGCACAAUUCGCCCGUUACAAACGCCUCAUCUCCCACCGCACCUGUGCAGCCCUCCUCUACAACACAGAGGUAGAUGACAUCCUCCAAGGCAGAAACAUCUACCGUGCUUUCUCAGAAAUAAUCAACUAUUCUACCCCUUACCGAGGCGUCCAUCGACUGGUCGGGAAAGACAGCCAAUCUGCCGGUCGUGUCUGCAAGAAAUACAACCCCGAUACAUGGGCCGAUGCAUACCUUGUUGACGCAUUCAGUCAGGUUGGCGGAUUCUGGGUGAACUGCAUGACCGAUCGUGAUCCGGAGGAGAUAUAUAUUGCUAGUGGGAUGGAGAUGUGGAUGCGGUGUCCUGCGUAUGCGGAUAAACAUGUGGAUAGGCCGGAGACGUGGGAUGUAUUGGGGUUUCAUAGAAGGGAUGAGGGUGGGUAUACGAGUGAUGUGUUUGUGUUUGAGCCCCAGGGGGACCUAGUGGAGGUGUUUCUGGGGUUGAGGUAUUCGAGGAUUCGGAAGAGGAGCUUUAUUAAAAUUCUACAGAGUUUUUCUUCGAAGACGUAUACGCCGGAUGGACAGAGGAAGACAGAGAGAGAAAACAAGGAGACGGGGGAGAAAGGGAGUGUGGAAGAGAAGGUAGAGGAGAAACCAAAAAAAGAUAUCAAAAAACAAGUCAAGGCUGUCGUCGCCGAGUUCUGCGCCAUGAAUCCUGAGGAUAUCCAUGACGAUGGAAACAUGGCUGACGCUGGAGUCGACUCGCUCAUGGCCAUGGAACUGGCACGCGAAAUGGAGGACGCUUUCCAGUGCAGUCUUCCGGCAACAGAUCUCAUGGAGGCAGAGACAUUCCGGGAUUUGGUGCAGUGUGUGCAGUCUGCCCUGGGUAUUGACCAUCUUGAUACUCAGUCUAGCUCCAGAAAUAUAUUAACCCCCGAGUACAGUGAUACGGAUCUCCACCUCUCAAUGACCAUUGUAUUAGAAUCAUUCGGCGAGACCAAAGCCCUAACAGACCAAUUCCUCGCAGAGAAUCAAUGCAGCGGACGCGUGCACGCCUUUGCACCACUUCAGCUCCAACUCUGCGUGACCCUAACCCUCGAAGCCUUUGAAGAACUGGGAGACGCCAUCCGCAGCGCCCCCUCCGGCCAGCGUCUCACCCGCAUCCCAUUCGAUCCUCAACAUCGCGAGCUCGUCGAAUACCUCUACAAACGUCUCGAAGAGGCACGAAUCAUCGACAUCAACAACGACCAGCUCAUCCGCACAGCCAUCACAUCUCCUACCCGCUCCAGCAGCGCCAUCCUCGAGGAAAUAUCCCGCACAUACCCUGAAUACGCCGGCGCCAGCAAGCUCUCCUUCUACACAGGCCGCCAUCUAGCCCAGGUACUUCGCGGCGAGCAAGACGGCCUACAAUUAAUCUUCGGCACAAAAGAAGGCCAGGACCUGGUAUCCUGGAUGUACGGCAACGAACCGCACAAUGUAAGCGGAUACAAACAGAUGCUCGAUUUCAUCCAACGGGUGGUUCAAACAAAACGUAGCGAUACCGGCCCACUAAAGAUCCUAGAAAUGGGCGCUGGCACCGGCGGAGGCACGAAGUGGUUUCUGCCCGGUCUAGCAAACCUCGACAUCCCCGUUGAAUACACCUUCACUGAUAUAUCCCCUGGAUUCGUCGCGCAGGCCCGUCGCAGAUUCAAAGAGUACCCAUUUAUGCGAUACCGGGUACAUGAUAUCGAGCAGCCACCGGGGGAGGAUCUACUCGGGACGCAACACAUCGUGAUAGCGAGUAAUGCGGUACAUGCAACGUCGAAUCUGCAGACGUCGACGAGAUAUAUUCGCCAGACAUUGCGAGAGGACGGGGUGUUGUUGAUGCUGGAGAUGACGAGGCCUGUUUUCGCAGUGGAUAUUGUGUUUGGUUUGUUUCGGGGGUGGUGGGUGUUUAAUGAUGGACGACAUCAUGCUAUUACGAAUGAAUCACGCUGGGAGGCGGAUCUGCAUGCUGCGGGAUAUGGUCAUGUCGACUGGACGGAUGGGCAUUCGCCUGAGGUGAGUGUGCAGAGGGUCAUUUUUGCUACUGCGUCAGGGGAGCAGUGUUCUCGUUUGCCGGUGGGAAAGAAGAUUAGCUCCCCGAGUGGAGUUAAUAAUGAGGAACGGGGGAGAGUAGUAGAGGAGUAUGUGCGACGUAAUAUCAAGGGAUUUGCCCCGCCAACUGCAGGGCAUGUAUCUAGCGAUGGAUACACAGUGCUGGUUACUGGGGGCACAGGAAGUCUCGGAAGUCAUCUCGUGGCGCGGUUGAUGGCACAUCCCUCCGUGCAGACUGUCAUCUGCGUGAAUCGCAAGAAGGGUGAUGCAUUGGAACGUCAGAAAAAAGCCCUCGAGGAGCGAGGCCUCCAGACGGAACUAUCGAAACUGCGGGUUCUAGAAACCAACACGGCCGAUGCCCACCUGGGACUUUCUGCGCCAGAAUUCGAGCGCCUCAAACACACCGUAACGCACAUCGUGCACAACGCCUGGCCCAUGAACGGUGCCAAAGGAGUCUCCUCAUUUGAGGGACAGUUCCAGACCAUGCGAAAUCUAGUGAAUUUAGCGCGAGAAGCAGCCUUCGUGCAUCGCGAGAUCGGAUUCCAGUUCAUCUCAUCCAUCGGCACGGUGGGACGUCAUCCUUUAUUGUCUGAUACACCAGAUGUCCCAGAAGAAAAGGUUAGCAUUGACUCCGUGUUAUCAAACGGAUACAGCGAAGCCAAAUUCAUCUGCGAGAGGAUCCUCGACGAAACACUACAUCUAUAUCCGGAUAGAUUCAAGACCAUGACCAUCCGACCUGGACAGAUCGCCGGGUCCAGCGUCACUGGAUACUGGAACCCCACUGAACAUCUCCCCGCGUUGAUCAAGUCCGCGCAGACGCUGAAGCUUCUCCCUGAUUUGCAGGGCCUGCUGUCCUGGACUCCGGUGGACGAGGUGGCCAACGUCCUGGUUGAUCUGCUUUUCACGACGGAGCCUUAUCCCGUGUAUCAUAUUGACAAUCCAGUCCGUCAGUCGUGGUCGGAUAUGGUGUCUCUCCUGACAGAGGAGUUGAAUAUUCCAGCUGGGAAUAUCGUCCCCUUUCCGGAAUGGAUCCACCGAGUCAAAGCCUUCCUGGGUGGAUAUGAAGAUAACCCAGCCCGCGUGAUGGCCGACUGGUUGGAUGAUAACUUUGAGCGUAUGUCCUGCGGAGGAGUUCUUCUGGACACAUCCCGGGCACGAGAACAAUCGUGUUUGGCGUCGGUGGACGCAGUCAGUCCGGACGUAACGAGGAGAUAUCUAUCGUGGUGGAGAGAGAGAGGAUUCCUCACUCCAUAA
Messenger RNA from Aspergillus tanneri, 8583 nucleotides. RefSeq names its product Type I Polyketide synthases (Type I PKS). Lineage: Eukaryota; Fungi; Ascomycota; Eurotiomycetes; Eurotiales; Aspergillaceae. Gene Ontology annotation, biological process: regulation of DNA-templated transcription; DNA-templated transcription. Bases 1 to 8583 code for a protein of 2860 amino acids. The transcript is spliced from 7 exons. The record is from RefSeq and is a predicted model, not a curated record. Gene Ontology annotation, molecular function: DNA-binding transcription factor activity, RNA polymerase II-specific; zinc ion binding; phosphopantetheine binding.